CAAAAAAGAAGAUAAUGGCGUCCUCGUCGUUGUUCACUACAAUCAAUGCGCGAACUAGGGGCCCCUUCAAGCCGCGUUCCGCCGCCAAGGGUACGACGAGUUAUCAGCUGAGACAGUUUGCAGAGGCAACCCUGGGAAGCGGCAGUUUGAGGAAGGCCGUGAAACUACCCGAGGGGGAAGAUCUCAAUGAGUGGCUGGCUGUUAAUGUUGUCGAUUUCUACAACCAGAUAAACCUUCUCUACGGAUCGAUCACAGAAUUCUGCUCCCCGCAAACAUGUCCCGAGAUGAAGGCGACAGACGAGUUCGAGUAUCUAUGGCAGGACUCGGAAAACUACAAGCGGCCUACCAAAAUGUCGGCUCCCGCGUACAUCGAGCAUCUGAUGAGCUGGGUACAGAGUAAUGUCGAUAACGAGGCCAUGUUUCCCAGCAGACUGGGCGUUCCCUUCCCCAAGGCAUUCACCAACCUCAUCCGACAGAUCUUCAAGCGCCUGUAUCGCGUGUACGCACACAUCUACUGCCACCAUUACCCUGUAGUUGUGCAUCUGGGGCUCGAGCCUCAUCUGAACACCAGCUUUAAGCAUUAUGUCCUCUUCAUCGAUGAGCACCAUCUGGCGAGUGGGAAAGACUUCUGGGGGCCACUCGGCGAUCUGGUCGAGAGCAUGCUGCGUAGCGAUUAAUGUCUGAUUCCACGCAUCGGCGGAAUUUCCACUGGCGUUUUCGGUUGGCUGUACAUGAUUAGAACUGGUGGAGAUUCAUGGCGUUUUUUUAGUUUGCAUAAGGAACAAUUGACAGAUGGAAGUAAACAAAAUAAAAGAACUCCUGG
This is a messenger RNA of Penicilliopsis zonata CBS 506.65, 823 nucleotides long. RefSeq lists its product as hypothetical. The transcript has 5 exons. Gene Ontology annotation, biological process: positive regulation of protein phosphorylation; signal transduction; cell division. The record is from RefSeq and is a predicted model, not a curated record. Gene Ontology annotation, cellular component: nucleus; cytoplasm. Bases 15 to 677 code for a protein of 220 amino acids. Gene Ontology annotation, molecular function: protein kinase activator activity. Lineage: Eukaryota; Fungi; Ascomycota; Eurotiomycetes; Eurotiales; Aspergillaceae.